Messenger RNA from Cyphellophora attinorum, 1848 nucleotides. Its product is annotated as Succinyl-CoA ligase [ADP-forming] subunit alpha-1, mitochondrial. Lineage: Eukaryota; Fungi; Ascomycota; Eurotiomycetes; Chaetothyriales; Cyphellophoraceae. Gene Ontology annotation, cellular component: succinate-CoA ligase complex (ADP-forming); mitochondrion. The transcript has 3 exons. The coding region runs from base 1 to 1848 and encodes 615 amino acids. The record is from RefSeq and is a predicted model, not a curated record. Gene Ontology annotation, biological process: tricarboxylic acid cycle. Gene Ontology annotation, molecular function: succinate-CoA ligase (ADP-forming) activity; succinate-CoA ligase (GDP-forming) activity.
AUGAAUGCCAAGGAAUCACUGGAAUAUGGUACGAACAUCGUCGGCGGCACUAAACCAGGUGUCACCGGAGAGCAUCUUGGACUACCAGUACUUCCCUCGGUGGCGGAAGCCGUCAAACAAUUAAAACCGACGGCCAGUGCCAUCUACGUCCCUGGAAGUGGUACUGUCACAGCUAUGGAGGAGGCCAUUGAGAACGAGAUACCCCUAAUCGUUGCUGUAGCCGAGCACAUCCCUCUCCACGACAUUAUGAGAAUACAUCAGAUGCUGCAGACUCAGUCUAAGACCAGGCUUGUUGGAGCAAAUUGUCCUGGUAUCGUCAGCACUCACGGUCGAUGUCGUCUUGGUUUCCAACCACUACCAUUCUUCAAGGAGGGCAACAUUGGGAUUGUGGCAAAGUCGGGUCUGGGUCAAACAUACGGCAUCAGCAUGGGUGGCGACGUCUUCGCAGGGACCAACUUCAUCGAAGCUUUCCAAGUCUUGGUGGAUGAUCCGAACACCGAGGGUAUCAUCAUGAUCGGUGAGCUUGGAGGUCGCGCUGAGCUUGAUGCUGCCGAAUGGGUGAAGGACUAUCGGAAACGUACCCUCGAUCCCAAGCCCUUCAUGGCAGUCAUCGGUGGCGUCGAGGCGCCUCCAGGACGUAUCAUGGGCCAUGCAGGCGCCUGGUCUGCUCCGGGAGAAGCAAUUGCGCGCGAGAAGAUUGCAAUUCUGGAAAAGGCGGAUAUCGAAGUGGUCGAUCAUCCCGAGAAACUUGGAGAGAGGAUGAAGCAGUUGCUCCAGAAGAAAAAGACCAAGCCCGCAAGUUCAUUCACGGGGCAGCAGAAGAGAGGCAUGCAUACCAUGCGUCAAAGACCAGUGACGAAGCACAAACAGAACGCACAAUACCAGCAGCGACGAAAUCUGUACGUCAAGCAGUCUGACGCUUUCGACAUGCUUCAGCAGAGAGACAUCAAGACCACGGAGAAGGAUCCCAAUGGCAAUUCCACAAAGAUGGUGGCUAUCUCGAUCGACCGAUCUGCAAGACAGCCAUGCAUAGUCGCAUCUCCAGUGACGGAUCCAGACUCGAUUUUCUCGAACACAAAACGAUUUCCAUUUCCUUAUGGCUCAGGCGAGGCCACGUCAGACGCCAUGCUUAGCUCGGUAGCCAGCCACAUGCACGUUCACGGGAAGGGCAAAGAGUCUCUGAAGAAGCUGCUCACCCAACUGGUCGAUCUCUAUAUGAGCAAAGAAGCCUUCGUUCUUCGAACCGAAGUUCUCAUCAACGACGAGACUGGUGACCUGCAAGUAACACGAGCCAAGUUCGGCUUUGACGACGCCGCCUUCCGAAGUUCGAAGCGGCAAGCAGAUGUUCACAAGCUGCGCGAAAUCGAAAAAGAAGAUGCAGGGGAGGUGGCUGCGGAAAAAGAAGGUAUGGUUUACAUUAAGCUCGAUGGCGAAGGAACGCUUGGCACUAUCGUCAACGGUGCCGGGCUAGCGAUGAACACAGUGGACAAUCUCGUCGCUCGCGGUGGUCAUCCAGCGAACUUCCUCGACACAGGUGGCAAGGCUACAUCGGAGACCAUCAAGGCCAGCUUCAAGAUCGUGACCUCAGAUCCAAGAGUGAAGGCUAUAUUUGUCAACAUAUUUGGCGGGCUUACGCUUGGAGAUAUGAUCGCGAACGGUAUCUUGCUCGCAUUUAAGGACUUGAACUUGAAGGUCCCCGUUGUUGUGCGCAUACGUGGGACGAAUGAGGCGGAGGGUCAGAGGCUGAUUAGAGAGAGUGGGCUGAAGCUGGACGCCUAUGAUUCCUUUGAUGAAGCCGCGGCGAGAGCCAUUGCAUUGGCAAGCGGAGAGGCGAAGAUCGAGGCAUAG